AUGCCUCCGCCGUCUCCCGCUCCCUCCUCGCUCCUCUUCACCAUCUCGUCGCACAAGGGCGCGGUGCACACGGCAGUGUACAAUGCGGGGAGCUCCUACAUCCUGAGCGGUGGGGCGGACAGGCAGAUCAAGCUCACGAACGCCAAGAGCGGGAUGGAGGUCAAGACGUACGGAGGGCACGGGUACGAGGUCCUUGGGAUUGCCUGUUCGCACGACAACUCUCGCUUCGCUUCGUGCGGAGGAGACCGUUCCGUCUUUCUCUGGGAUGUCACGUCGGGCGACAUUGUGCGACGGCUGAGCGGACACACGGGCAAGGUGAAUGCGGUCGCGUGGAAUGCGGAUUCAAGCGUGCUGGCGAGCGGCUCUUUCGACACUUCCGUCCGGUUAUGGGACAUCAAGUCGCAAAAUCGUGCGCCGCUGCAGGUUCUCGAGGGCGCUCGCGAUUCGAUAAUGUCGAUACGGAUUCACGACCAUCUCAUCUGUACGGGGAGCGUUGACGGUUACGUGCGGACCUACGACUUGCGGAUGGGCCAGAUGCAGGCGGACUUUUUCGACCAACCCGUGACUUCGCUUGCCUUCACCGUCGACGCCUCCCUCCUCCUCGUCUCGACCCUCGAUUCGACACACCGCCUGCUUGACCUCCAGCACGGCACCGUCGUCCAGUCAUUCACCGGUCACAAGAACACGAGCUAUCGCAGCCAGAGCUGUCUGGGGCGGAAGGAGGAGACGGUCGUGUGCGGUGACGAGGAGGGGAAGGUGUGGACUUGGGAUCUCGAAGCUGGUUCUCCGCUCGGCAAGCCCUUCAAGGCGCACGAAAAGGCCAUCCUGUGGACCGCACACCACCCGAAGGAGCAGCAGCUCGUGACGGCGAGUUCGGACGGGACGGUCAAGGUCUGGGGAGUCGCGGACCCGGGGCGAUGA
Messenger RNA from Rhodotorula toruloides NP11, 921 nucleotides. Its product is annotated as mitogen-activated protein kinase organizer 1. Gene Ontology annotation, molecular function: protein binding. Bases 1 to 921 code for a protein of 306 amino acids. Gene Ontology annotation, biological process: mRNA splicing, via spliceosome. The transcript has 6 exons. Lineage: Eukaryota; Fungi; Basidiomycota; Microbotryomycetes; Sporidiobolales; Sporidiobolaceae. Gene Ontology annotation, cellular component: catalytic step 2 spliceosome. The record is from RefSeq and is a predicted model, not a curated record.